AUGAUCACCACUCCCACCUUCGCCGAAAUGGAGGACACGGCUCGCGCAGUCAUCCUCUGCCUCAAGAAAUGCCCUGAUCUCGCCCAUACCAAGGUGGCCAUCAUCGGAGGCGCUGCCAUCUGCAGAUACGUUGCUGAGCGGAAGCCAACUGAUGACCCAGAGGACGUCGACUUCAUGAUCACCAUCCCCAACGCGGAGGUGGCGCACCGCAGACUGCUGCAGGCCUUCGACACCAUGUUUACUGAGUACGAGGGCUGUCUGUACUAUUCUCACCCAGGCGGAAAGCAGAUUAAGGUUGACUUCAGCACCAACUGCCGCCUGCCCUACAUGCCCAUGGCAGCAACCAUUGUGCGAGACGUCGACAUCGACUGUCUCCCCUACAUCGGGCCGACCGACCUGCUGGUGCUGUCCAUCCGCCUCUGCGGCCAGCGUAACAGUGAGUACUCCCACAUCGACCGCGACUCUGCCGACGCGGUAGCCCUGGCCGAGACCAUCGUCAAGGAAGGACCUGUUGUCCUGUCUCCCAUCCAGCGCCAGGUCGUCCGUGAGGAGCUGGCUGAAGUCGUUCACUGGGGCCCCAAGGACGAGACCUGGUGGAGAGGCGUGCUUGCUGCUGCCUUGAGCUCCAAGGACAAAUGAAAUGAUUCCCGCUUAACCAGUUGCGUGGUCCAUGGUAUCUUAUGCCGCUUGACAAGCUCAUAUGGAUGUCUUCUUUCUUCUCAUCAAUCACUUUUAAUGAGUUUUCCUUUACCUGGUCCAGUUUUAGGGGGUUAUCAUGGUAGUUAUCUAGUGAGAUGGUUAGUUCAACUGAAGGAGCAGACAUGAGGAUAAUGCAAUGUGCAUUUGUUUUCAGAUUACUCAUCUCACUUGUCGACAAGCUAGUUAUCAUACAAGGGUCUCGAUGGGGGUGUCGAUGGAUCGUCAGGAGAAACGGCGAGAUCGACUUUGAUGUAUCAGAAGCUGAUAUUGUAUGUGUAUCUAGCUGACGUCCCUGAUAUAAACAUGUUUGAUGUUGCGGGUAAACAAGUCGCCAGCCACCUGUUAGACAAGACUCCCUCAGCUAUUCUAGGUUGCAGAUCACCGUCCUGUGCAUGUUUUAUGCCGUGUUUCAUCGAUGUCGCUGUCGCUUCGUCGUUUUCUUCGUCUUUCUAACAAAACUUCCGUAUACUGUGACUAAGAUCUUAGUAAUCAAAGGUGACUUCUUAGUCAUCUAUUACUAAUCAGCGCGUCUCCCCGCGAGUUUUCGCGACGUCGAAUUUAAUUGAAAAAGAAGAAAAACGCAGAAAAGACAUCAAAAGAGACC
Trichophyton rubrum CBS 118892 is the source of this 1303-nucleotide messenger RNA. RefSeq lists its product as uncharacterized. The record is from RefSeq and is a predicted model, not a curated record. Lineage: Eukaryota; Fungi; Ascomycota; Eurotiomycetes; Onygenales; Arthrodermataceae. Bases 1 to 639 code for a protein of 212 amino acids. The transcript is spliced from 3 exons.